Messenger RNA from Sphenostylis stenocarpa, 195 nucleotides. The record is from the annotation of a GenBank genome assembly. Lineage: Eukaryota; Viridiplantae; Streptophyta; Magnoliopsida; Fabales; Fabaceae.
AUGAAGGAGCCGACAAAAAAUUGCAAAGAAGCACAAAGCAAGAAUGAUGCAGAGAUUGAGAUAAGGGGGGGACGCUAUGGAUUUCGGUACAAGGAAAAGAUUUUUCUGGUGUUUAGAAAGAGAACAGAGGAAAAGACAGAAAAGCGCAACGUCAGAGUUAGCCGUAGGGUUCUCCUUGGUUUGUGGUUUCCGUAG